This is a messenger RNA of Betta splendens (Siamese fighting fish), 3416 nucleotides long. RefSeq names its product seven in absentia homolog 2 (Drosophila)-like (gene siah2l). Bases 558 to 1583 code for a protein of 341 amino acids. The record is from RefSeq and is a predicted model, not a curated record. Gene Ontology annotation, molecular function: zinc ion binding; ubiquitin conjugating enzyme binding; ubiquitin protein ligase activity. The transcript has 3 exons. NCBI's taxonomy places the organism in Eukaryota, Metazoa, Chordata, Actinopteri, Anabantiformes, Osphronemidae. Gene Ontology annotation, biological process: multicellular organism development; proteasome-mediated ubiquitin-dependent protein catabolic process. Gene Ontology annotation, cellular component: cytoplasm.
CCAAGACGUUUGUGUUUUAUUCUUUCUGAUUAAGUAUUUAGGGACUUUCAGUGAGUCUUUGGUGGAUCAGGUUCGUUUGUGAACAAUUUGUCACUUUUUUGCAUACGUUUUACACGUUAAGUGAUACAAGAGUAGUUAUUUACGUUUUUAUGCAUUGUACAUUUUAGGAAUGUCAAAUGUGUAAAGCAAAGCCUGGGUAAUUUUGCAGAUUCAGCCUUAAAUGAGUUGUUCUUCAAAAUGAACGCUUCUAUUUUUGAUUAUUUACUUUUAUAUUUACUAUGUAAUAUAAUAUUAUUCUACACUGAGUAUCUAGUUUUUUCUUUUAAGCCCAUAUUUAACUCUUACUCGAAUUUUCUUCGGGCUUUUACCCGUUGCUGCGAAACAUUACGUAUCAAUACGUGACAUUCAAGGCAAAAAGAGUGAAGUCUGUGAUUGGCUGAUCCCCUCGUCAAUCUGUAGCCUCUCAGCCAAUGGCAGCGAGCGGCAGGCGAUACAAACUGACAGCCGCCAUGUUGUGUCUCCGGGGAUCCAGAGCAGAGUUCAGUAGUAAACAGUAGAUGUUACAGCCCGUUAGGCAGCAGCUCACCGGCAACGGGCCGCAGUUGGAAGUAAUGAGCCUUCCAUCCUCAGCCGGAGCUGGAACCGGAACCGGAGUCGGAGGGGGACUCGGGGCUGGGAAAGCAGGCGGGAAGCACGGGGGAGCGGGAGGUGCCGCCGCCGCGGUGGCCGCCGCCGCGGUGGCCGCAGGAGUGGGCUCCGUGUCCGUGUCAGCGUCCUCCGCUUCGACCGCCGCGUCGCUUCCCGGCGUCGGCCUGCCCACGCAGUCCACGGAGCUGACGGCGCUGUUCGAGUGUCCAGUGUGCUUCGACUACGUCCUGCCACCCAUCCUGCAGUGUCAGGCGGGUCACCUGGUCUGCAACCCCUGCCGCCAGAAGCUGAGCUGCUGCCCUACGUGCCGCGGCCCACUCAGCCCGAGCAUCCGGAACCUGGCGAUGGAAAAAGUGGCCUCCACGCUGCCGUUCCCCUGCAAGUACUCGUUGGCCGGCUGCCUGCUGACGCUUCAUCACAGCGAGAAGCCAGAGCAUGAGGAGGUGUGUGAGUUCAGGCCGUAUACCUGCCCGUGUCCCGGAGCUACCUGCAAGUGGCACGGCUCGCUAGAGGCCGUGAUGCCGCACCUCAUGCAUACGCACAAGUCCAUCACCACGCUGCAGGGGGAGGACAUUGUGUUCCUAGCGACGGACAUCAACCUGCCAGGUGCUGUGGACUGGGUCAUGAUGCAGUCAUGUUUCAGUCACCACUUCAUGCUGGUCCUGGAGAAGCAGGAAAAGUACGAAGGUCACCAGCAGUUCUUUGCCGUUGUGCUGCUCAUCGGGACCCGCAAACAGGCUGAGAACUUCGCCUACCGCUUGGAGCUUAACGGCAACCGGCGCCGGCUCACCUGGGAGGCCACGCCACGGUCCAUCCACGACGGGGUGGCGGCUGCAAUCAUGAACAGUGACUGCUUGGUGUUCGACACAUCUGUCGCCCAUCUGUUCGCUGACAACGGCAACUUAGGCAUCAACGUCACCAUCUCCAUGUGCUGACGGAGCUGCGGGCCGGGUCUCGUUGCUGGACUCCGCCGCUUUGUGCAGAAGUCGUUGACAAGUUGCCUCUUGACAACAGAUUUGACUCACCAGGACAGCAGCUAUGGACGCUCAGCUCCGCCUCGUAUGACGAGACGAACGCUCCAUUCACUACCCGGGCAGCUGGUGACAAGUGAAGCUUCGACUGAUUCUGGGCUGAAAGCAGCACAAAGGUUCUGGUUCAGUUCAGCACCUCAGCAGGUGAUAGCACAUCGUCUUAGUCCAAUGCUGUGGUCACAGGAUAUGCCACUGUGGUAUCACUGAGGACAAAAGUUGUGAAACAGAGGCUAAACUGCCUUCAUUCAGAACUUGGUUGUGAAGUCAGUAAAUUGAAGCAAACAUGUAACAAACAUUUAUCUCUUUACUUUAAAAUAAGAAUGAGUCUCACUAAAACGUGUUUGCUCCAGCAGAUUAAUCUGAAGAUGCAAGGCACAUUGCGCUGGAGGCAGUUCACUUCCCUGCAGCAGUUAUACAAAGGCUUCGAGUCACUUGGUACCUUCGAUAAGCUCAGAUGAAAGCUGUAAAUGAUGAACACAGAGUUCAUGAUCUGCUGUCUUACUUUUUUACUGGCCUCCAACAGCGUGUCUACUGGAAACAUGCCCAGAGACAAGCAAGACUCUGAACCUCUAUAGCAUUUGGCCAGGAAGAAAUCACCUUCACCAGAUACCUGUGACUGCAGCCUCAUAUCAUCAGCUUUAACCUGAAGAGCUACAUUGAGACCUGGUCACGUGAUUAGCAUUAAUCAUGAGCAGCUAAAAAGGUAAAACUAAAGAACAACUUUAGGGCUGCAACAACUAAUCAAUGUCAUCGACAAUAACCGAUGACAGAAAUAAUCAAUAAUGAUUUUCCAUUAUUGAUUAAUCGGGCUUCUCACUGGCAAAAUGACAGCUGCUGUCAAAAUGGCAGAGAAAACAGAUAAACCAGCAGCAGGAAAAUGUUAGGACCUGUGUUCUUUAUAUGAGCAUUAAAUAUUAAAUACAAGUGGCAUAAAGACAAGUUAUGGAAAGCUCAGCGUGUGGCUUGUAAAUACUACAGUGAUAUACAAGCACGCAAGAGAACAGAUGUAGCAGCGGUAACAAACGCUGUUUAUCCAUCAUGUGAGAACGUUUCAUGCUACGGAGUGAAAAGUUAGUUACUCAAUUUGUCCCACCAGGCACCUGCACUUUGCAGUUGCUACAUAGUAAUUAAUGUUCAGCUAAUGCUUCACCAUAGAACAGCUCAACUAACAAUCGUGCAGACACUAAAUGUAAAAGCAGCAGCAUCGAUGGAUAAUCGAUUAUCAAAAUAAUAGUUGCUUGCAGCCCUAAACAAUUUUAAUUCAGAUUAAUGACAAGUGGCUGCAAAAUGGUUUCACAUCCACACACAUCAUCUAUGUCACAAGGAUGUAAAAAAAAAAUAGAUCUGAAUUUUCACGUCGCCACGGCAACAGCAGCUGGGGUAGAUGGGUAUGUAUUAAGUGCAACUUUCUCAGCUAGGAAUUUUUUUUGCAUGUUGAGGAUCGUAAUCUACGUAGUGGCUGCCAUGCCGUUUCUCAGGUGAAGGGUUGAAGCCCUUUUUUAGCUUCGACUUCCUGAGCAUCUGAUGCUGGGGGUGAGCCAUCAAACCUUUUUUUAAUGGGUUGACAAUAUUAAUAUCAAUAUUUCAGGUACUGUCACAAGGACUUUGCAGACAUUUUAACUGUUGUUUAGAGGAGACUGUCCCAUAAACCCAAACCUUUUUACUUGUGUGUGUGUGUGUGUGUGUCGUGUUCUGUGAAGGAGUAAUCGAGUUUGACUGUAAUAAAUGCUGACUUCA